Molecule: messenger RNA, 3512 nt
Organism: Cicer arietinum (chickpea)
Lineage: Eukaryota; Viridiplantae; Streptophyta; Magnoliopsida; Fabales; Fabaceae
Molecular function (GO): protein binding
Source: RefSeq, a predicted model, not a curated record
GUCUAUUGUGAAGGGUUGGGUGAAGUAGUGAAUAAUGAUUAAAUUGAAGCAACGAAAAGCAUUCUGAAUCCGGGCGUUAACAUUGUUUGACAAAAAAACACGAUAUUUGCUGUUCUCUUAUUGAUUGUUAUUCUCGAAGUUUACUUGAUUGACGGCAACAUGUUUCUCAGGUCAGAUUUCAUUUUCCCACUAGAAUUUCUCUUUUUCAUUCCUUCUUUGUACUGAGUUUGAGCAUUCCAUUAUUAUCCUCUACAAAUUGAUGUUUGCUUCUAAUGGCAAUAAAGCUUCCAUCUUUGGCACAUCGUACACGAUUCCUCAAAUGGGUUUAUCUCUCUUCAACUAGUACUCAACAUAUUUCACAAACCGUUGGAAUUGUAAACCCCAAUUAUUCAUCUGAAUUCGACCAAAAUAUUAACUUUUUGAGGAAUAAGCUUGCGCCAGAUAAUUUAAUUCAGGUUUUGAACCGUACAAGUGAUUUGAAUUCAGCAGUUAAGAUUUUCAAAUGGGCUUCUAUCCAGAAGAGUUUCCAUCACAACUCUAAUACAUAUUUUGAGAUCAUUUUGAAACUGGGUUUAGCCGGGAAUGUUCUAGAGAUGGGGGAUUUUUGUCAUAACAUGGUGAAGAAUAGAUUUCCAGGGGCUGAAAAAGCUCUUGUAUCAUUGAUUCAUACAUUUGUUCAGCAUUGUAGGAUUAAAGAAGCGAUUGCGGUUUUAGUGAACAUGAAUUUGGGGGGCUAUAAGCCCCCAAUUGAAGUUUUUAAUGCUUUGUUACGUGCUCUUGUGCAAGAAGAAAGUAGAGAUUUUCAAAAUGUUUUGUUUGUUUAUAAAGAGAUGGUGAAGGUAGGAAUCGUACCUACAGUCGACACUUUAAAUUGUUUGUUGGAGGUAUUGUUUACGAUCAAUUGGGUUGAUCUUGCUUUGGAUCAAUUUAGAAGAAUGAGCAAUAAAGGAUGUAGUCCAAAUAGUAAGAGCUUUGAGAUACUUGUAAAGGGUCUCAUUGAAAAUGUUCGAGUGGAUGAAGCUGUUGCUGUUUUAGAGCAAAUGCGCGAACUCAAAUGUCAACCGGAUUUGAGCUUUUAUAUCUGCGUCAUACCUCUCUUUUGUGGGGAAAAUAAAGUAGAGGAGGGAGUAAGGUUGUUUAGAAUGAUGAAAGAUUCUGGUUUUGUGCCAGAUUCUUUCAUUUACGAGGUUCUAAUACAGUGCUUAUGCAAAAACUUGCUGUUGGAUUCCGCUUUAUACCUUGUAAAUGAAAUGAUAGGAAGUGGUAUAUCACCAAAACAUAAUGUUUUUGUUCAUAUGAUAGAUUGCUACUGUGAAUUGGGGAAAAUAGAUGAGGCUGUAAAGUUUUUAGAAGAAAAGCAAGUUCAUGAAACUGCUCCUUUCAAUGUAUUGCUUGAAGGUUGCUGCAAUGCUGGUAAAAUUGUGGUAGCAAAUGUUAUGCUGGAAAAAAUGUCUGAGAGAAACAUAGCUGAUUGUCAAUCUUGGAAUAUUCUUAUUAGAUGGCUUUGUGAGAAUGAAGAGACCGAGAGAGCAUAUGCACUUCUUGGCAGAAUGAUUAAAUUCUUAGUUAUUCUUGACCAUGCAACAUAUUCAGCUCUUGUGGUUGGCAACUGUAGAAUGAAAAAGUAUGAUGAAGCAAUGAAACUAUUUCAUCAAAUUUGUGCAAGAUGCUGGAGUUUAGAUAUUGACUCUUAUUCUGAAUUGGUAGAUGGCCUAUGUGAUAUCAACCAUUCUCAAUAUGCCAUUGAAGUGUUUUACUAUAUGUCAAUGAAGCAAAGCUCUCUGCAUUCCUUCUCCUUCUACAAGUUGAUAAAAUGUGUAUGCGACUCGGGACAGGUCAACGAAGCCGUAAAAUUAUGGCAAUUAGUUUAUUAUUGUGGUAUUUCUUGCUGUAAUAUCACACAAACUACUAUCAUGCAUGAGUUGUCUAAAUCAGAUAAGGUGAAAAACCUGUUAGCAUUCCUCUCACAAAUGUUGAUAGUAGGAGGAAACCUUGACAUAGAAGCAUAUUGUAUCCUUAUCCAUGGCAUGAUGAAACAAAAUCUAGUUAAGGAAUGCGUUUUGUUUUUCAAUAUGAUGGUCAAUGAAGGUUUCGUACCUGAUUCAGACAAACUAUUUGAUCAACUGUCAUUCAUAGCCAAUCAUUCUCUGUUGUCUAUGAUUUCUAGUGCCAUUGAUAAAAUUUCUGACAGCGAAAAAUUGAGUUCAGCAAUUUAUAGCUUACUGAUAAAUGGCCUGUGGAAAGAGGGUAAGGAACAUGAAGCCCGGCGAUUACUUGAAAUGAUGCUGAAAAAGGGUUGGCUUCCUGAUACAACCACUCAUAAGUUAUUGAUUGGAUUUGAUGUUAGAGAAGGAAGAAGUCAAGAAACAUCACUGUUUGAUGAUUCUGUUAGCAAUAUACUUGUAGAAGGCCUUGGAAAUUCAUGAAACUUGAGCAUUCCAUGAAAGGAAUCUUAUUGCUUAACACGCUAGUUUCAUUGUGAUUGCUGCAGUCCAUCAAAGAUGAUUUCUUGAGCAAGUCUUAUAGCAAUGAGAACUGUUGUCUUGCAGAAAAUUCUUUCAAGAGGUUGAAAGAUGCGGCUUGGCAGAUGUCAAUUUCAUCAAAUUUAUUUGCCAUGCUACACUAGAUGACUUGCAUUCUGCUAUAUCCAUGUUAAAUUUACAAUGCUACCAACUACUAUUGAAGAGGUUUUUUACUGCCUUUUUCCUAUUUGAGAGCUUUUCCCCAAGGCUAUACUUUUUAUUCUCACCUGAAUAUUAGCUGAAGUGUAUAGGGAGAUUGCUUUCAUAUUGCUGGCAAGCUAUUCUUGUUUGUUGAUUCAAGAACAUAUUACCCUAGCAAGUCCAGCUGUCAUUGUCAUAAUAAAGCUUGAGCCCUCUAAUGUGAGGGUUGCAUCUUGAGAAAACGUGGAGUUACAAAUGUAGAUUGAAAUAUUAACGGUUGAGAUUGUAAUAAAAUGUGCAAACAGAAACUGUAUUUCUCCCAAAUGCAAUCAUGUUUGAAACUGACAAGAGAAGUAUUUUUUUUGCAAGGGAUCAAACCAAAUAUCUCCCUCCUAAAGAGUAUCAUUGUACAUAUUCUUUCCACUUGCACACAUAAGAUGCUUCCACCAGGUCAACUCAUUGAGUGAAUGAGAUGGUGUUAACCACAGCAUGAGCAGUUGAAGAAAGACUAUUAGUACUUCAUAUGAAUAACUCAUGGCAAGACAUUAGGGUUUAGUGUGAAGGACGAAGGAUGAUUAACACUUGAAAAAAGAUAAUUUGUAUUUCAUACCAGACAUUAGGGUGCAGUCACAUUAUAGUUUGAGAGGAAAACUCCAUAUGGAGGGGAAAGAGGAGUGAGUUAUACAGAUAGGAAUAAGUUCUUUCGAAUUAUUUUCUAAACUUAUUAUUCAUAGUACUUUUUUUUUAUCAACCUUGUAUUUUUUUAGCUGUUGAAUUUUGUAAACUUCACCUUGUGGUCGACAACUAUCUCAAAUGUAGUAGAAAAAGGUGCAAGUUUUAUGAUUACAA